GGCUGCCGGGGACCAAUAGGAUGAGGGCUUUCUGCGAGCGCACUCCUAGCAGCGAAGAUGGCGCCUCCCGCUCGGUACUGCGUCCCCGGCGAGCGGCUGUGCAGCGCGGAGGAGGCCACGGCUGGCAGCGGGACGUACACCCGGCACGGCUUCAUCUUCUCCUCGCUGGCCGGCUGCCUGGAGAAGAGGAGCGAGGACAGCGGGCUGCCCGUCGUGUCGGUGGUGAGAGAUGCCGAGUCCCAGCUCCUGCCCGACGUGGGGGCUGUGGUGACAUGCAAGGUUUGCAGCAUUAAUUCCCGCUUUGCCAAAGUGCACAUCCUGUACGUCGGCUCCACGCCACUGAAGUCCACCUUCCGAGGGACCAUACGGAGAGAAGAUAUUCGAGCCACAGAGAAAGAUAAGGUAGAAGUGUACAAGAGUUUCCGCCCCGGUGACAUAGUCCUGGCCAAAGUCAUCUCGCUGGGGGAUGCACAGUCCAACUACCUGCUGAGCACGGCGGAGAACGAGCUGGGGGUGGUGGUGGCACGCAGCGAGGCAGGAGUGCAGAUGGUGCCCAUCAGCUGGUGUGAGAUGCAGUGCCCGCGGACGCACACCAAGGACUUCCGAAAGGUGGCCCGCGUGCAGCCCCAGUUCCUGCAGACCUAGCAGGGACCCUGCGGGGUGAGGGACUGGGGGCUGCGGGGCCAGAGCCAGCCGCUGGGCUCCAGCCACCUCCACACAUGCAAGAGGCCAGAGCAGCUGGACAGACCUUCGUUGGCAGGAUGGAUUUUUCUAUUUGUGGAUAAUAAAUAUUUUUUGAGAGCUCUGCGCUCUGCUGUUACA
This is a messenger RNA of Chroicocephalus ridibundus (black-headed gull), 822 nucleotides long. It is a transcript of the gene EXOSC1, whose product is annotated as exosome component 1. The transcript is spliced from 8 exons. Gene Ontology annotation, cellular component: cytoplasm; nuclear exosome (RNase complex). The record is from RefSeq and is a predicted model, not a curated record. Gene Ontology annotation, molecular function: RNA binding. The coding region runs from base 58 to 645 and encodes 195 amino acids. Gene Ontology annotation, biological process: RNA processing. NCBI's taxonomy places the organism in Eukaryota, Metazoa, Chordata, Aves, Charadriiformes, Laridae.